AUUUGAUGCCUGCAACAUGUUUCAAAAGAGCUGGCACAAGGGCAAAAAAUAUAUUGAGAAAGUUGAGGAAUGCUCAUUAUUUGGAACAUCCCACAGGUGUGCAGGCUAAUUGGGAACAGGUGGGUGCCAUGAUUGGCUAUAAAAGCAGCUUCCAUGAAAUGUUCACUCAUUCACAAACAAGGACGGGGUGAGAGUCACCACUUUGUCAACAAAUGCCGGAGCAAAUUGUUUAAGGACAACAUUUCUCAACAAGGAAUUUAGGGGUUUCACCAUCUACGCUCUGUAAUAUCUUCAAAAGGUUCAGAUAAUCUGGAGAAAUCACUGCACGUAAGCGGCAAGACCGAAAACCAACAUUGAAUGCCUGUGACCUUUGAUCCCUCAAGCGGUACUGAAUCAAAAUAAAAAUCAACAUCGGUGUGUAAAGGAUAUCACCACAUGGGCUCAGGAACACUUCAGAAAACCACUGUCGGUAACUAUAGUUUAUCGCUACAUCUGUAAGUGCAAGUUAAAACUCUACUGUGCAAAGUCAAAGCCAUUUAUCAACAACACCCAGAAAGGCCGCCGACUUUGCUGGCCCCGAGAUAAUCUAAGAUGGACUGAUGCAAAGUAGAAAAGUGUUCUGUGGUCUGACGAGUCCACAUUUCAGAUUGUUUUUGGAAACUGGAAGUGCUCAAAGUGUAAAAGGCAGCAUGUGUGAUGGUAUGGGGGUGUAUUAGUGUCCAAGGCAUGGCUAACUUACACAUCUGUGAAGGCACCAUUAAUGCUAAACUAUACAUACAGCUUUUGGAGCAACAUAUAUUGCCAUCCAUGGACGCCCCUGCUUAUUUCAGCAAGACAAUGCCAAGCCAGGUGUUACAACAGCAUGGCUUCAUAGUAAAAGAGUGCGGGUACUAGACUGGCCUGCCUGUAGUCCAGACAUUGAAAAUGUGUGAAGGCUAAAAUAUGAGGCAGGAGACUGUUGAACAACUUAAGCUGUACAUCAAGCAAGAAUGGGAAAGAAUUCCACUUCAAAAAUGUGUCUCCUCAGUUACUGAGUGUUGUUAAAAGGAAAGGCCAUGUAACACACUGGUAAAAAUGCCUCUGUGACAACUUUUUGGCAAUGUUUGGCUGCCCUUAAAUUCUACAUAAGUUGAUGAUAAUUUGCCAGAAAAAAUGAAGUUUCUCAGUGUGAACAUGAAAUAUCUUGUCUUUGCAGUCUAUUCAAUUGAAUAUAAAUUGAAAAUAAUUUGCAAAUCAUUGUGUUCUCUUUUUAUUUACCAUUUACACAACGGGACAACUUCACUGCUUUUGUAUUUACCUUAAACAAAAUGAUGUGCAAACUUUGUAUUGAUUAAGCAUUGUGUCACAAUGCAAGAUAUUUAGGACUUUCUUACUUUUGUAUAAACUUCCAAUAUGUUCUGAUUCUUGUUUUCUAUUAAGACCUUAAACAGCUGGAUGUUUACUUUCCUGAAAAAGUGCUCCUUUGCCAGACCUCGUGUGCAGAAUCUCAUGUUCUUGCAGCAAAAGCAAUAAACAGUUUAGGUCUCAUUCUGAUGUGUGAUAUUUCCUGCUUCUAGAAGACAUUCAUUGGGUUAAAAACCCUCCACGGGCGUGUUGGAGUCACCACAAACUGACCACAGCCACAAUCACAACGGCGCUGUCAAUCAUUUACAGUGGCGUCAUCGGUCUGGGUUGCAGGGAAAAGAAUAAGGAAGUGCGACUAUAAACCUUCGUACUUAAGACUUGACUCGAUGGCGAGAACCUUUGACAUCCUACAGGGUCCGUGAAGGAAGGGGUGUUUUUCUCCCAGGUGUCCGAGUGACGGGGCAGUGGAGGACACGAUGUGGACUGGUUGGUGAAGUCCGUGCCCUGCCAUGACCCAGACCCAGCUGUGUGCCUUGUGGCUGGGCUGCACCGGCUGGAUUCUAACCGCUGUGGCUCUUGGACUGGUCCAGUGGAGGGUUUGGGUGGUGAAGGACCACAAAGCCAUCAGCUCGGGUGUAGCCUGGGUGGGCCUGUGGAGGGCUUGCUUCAACAGCCACACGCAGGUGAGCCCCGGCUUUGUGGUCACACACUGCAGCUACAUCAGCUUGUUGGAGGCCUCCACGCCACCUGAGAUUGUAGCGGGUCAGGUUCUCAUGCUCCUGUCCGUGCUGGUGGGCUUGUUAGCAAACAGCAGUGGGGUUUAUGCCCUGAGGAACGUCCACUUUGGAUUGCAGAAGAACUUGCCCACAUGCUUCUUCAUCCCCGGAGCGAUGUUCUUGUCGGCUUCAGGGUUGUCACUCCUGCCCCUCACAUGGAAUCUAAGCUCAGUGGUAACCAAUCAGACCAUCGGGUUCCCCCCUGCGUUCAAGAUGCCCCAGGCCCCUCAUUCCCAGCAUGUGGGCUGUGGCAUUACCAUGGGUAUGGCAGGCACAGUCUUGAUGAUUGUGUCUGGGAUUAUGUUCUGUAGAUACGGGUCGCCGAUACCAUCGCUGCGGGACGGCUCUGUCGGAAAAGAUAACCCUUGCUUUGAUGAAAUUAGCUGAGAUGUAGACUUAUUCACAUCACAUCAGCUUUUUGGAGAUCUUCCAGAUUGUGACAUCCAUCCAUGCAUUAUCUACCACAGUGUCACAGGUGAGCUUACUUCAGGCAAGAGGCGAGGCACACCCUGG
Nerophis ophidion (straightnose pipefish) is the source of this 2633-nucleotide messenger RNA. Its product is annotated as claudin-34-like. Gene Ontology annotation, biological process: bicellular tight junction assembly; cell adhesion. The coding region runs from base 1854 to 2507 and encodes 217 amino acids. Gene Ontology annotation, molecular function: structural molecule activity. The transcript has 2 exons. NCBI's taxonomy places the organism in Eukaryota, Metazoa, Chordata, Actinopteri, Syngnathiformes, Syngnathidae. Gene Ontology annotation, cellular component: bicellular tight junction; plasma membrane. The record is from RefSeq and is a predicted model, not a curated record.